This is a messenger RNA of Clarias gariepinus (North African catfish), 582 nucleotides long. RefSeq names its product ubiquinol-cytochrome-c reductase complex assembly factor 2. Bases 28 to 417 code for a protein of 129 amino acids. Gene Ontology annotation, cellular component: mitochondrial matrix. The record is from RefSeq and is a predicted model, not a curated record. The transcript is spliced from 4 exons. NCBI's taxonomy places the organism in Eukaryota, Metazoa, Chordata, Actinopteri, Siluriformes, Clariidae. Gene Ontology annotation, biological process: mitochondrial respiratory chain complex III assembly.
GGUUCCUCCUUUUCCGCGAAUCUGAAAAUGGCCGCCACCAGGUACCGUCGCUUUCUUAAGUUAUGUGAGGUAUGGCCAAGAGACGAAUCGAAAAAAGGUCGAGAUUUGGGGACGUUUUUACGGCAGAAGGUGGCCAGUGCAUUCAGAGAGGGCGAGAACACUCAGAUCUCUGACCCAGAAAAAUGUGAUCAAAUGUAUGAAAGUUUAGUUCGCAUUAACAGCAACAUGUACAAAGAGAAGUUUCCACGAGCUAAAGACACAAGUUUUACUGGUGUGACUGUUGAAGAGUGUCGGAUGUUAUUAGGAACUGGAAAUAUGCAACAGACGGACGAGGAUAAGAAAGGAUUAUGGAAAACUUUAAUGCAGAGGUUCUCCUCUAAGCCAGAAGAAGCAUCUGUGGAAAAGACGGAAAAGUAGACAUUUUGCACUAUAAUCUAGACCCUAGACUCUUCAUACUUCAGUUAUAUUAAUAUAUUUGUGUUGCACAUUUCAUUACUAUUUGCUGUAUCUGAAUACAAAUGACAAAUCAUAUUUUAUGCCCAUAACUUGUAAACAAUUAAAGAGGCAUUGUAUUCAAUAUUA